Molecule: messenger RNA, 1887 nt
Organism: Manihot esculenta (cassava)
Lineage: Eukaryota; Viridiplantae; Streptophyta; Magnoliopsida; Malpighiales; Euphorbiaceae
Product: serine/threonine-protein phosphatase 7 long form homolog
Exons: 5
Coding region: 1-1887 (628 amino acids)
Biological process (GO): meristem development; meristem maintenance
Source: RefSeq, a predicted model, not a curated record
AUGGAGGAAAGACGCAAUUCCCGUGACCGCCGUAAUUAUAUUUUACCGGGUCCAAACGAUCCAUCCUUGCUAUAUGCACAAGCCGAUCAUCGGUCUGAGGCUAUAUGGCAAGGGAGUAUGGAAGUUGGGGCAAUUGCUUGCAGAAGGACGGGAACAAUUUUACAUCUGGACGACAUUCCGGAUCGAAUAAUACCUUACCUGCGACGAACUGGAUUUUAUGGGGUAAUACGGUUAGGAUAUUUUGCAUUGGAUUGGCAGCUAAUUAGUGCCCUGGUGGAGCGGUGGCGACCAGAGACCCAUACGUUUAUGUUUCCCGAAGGGGAAAUGACCAUUACCCUUCAGGAUGUAGGGUUAAUAACCGGGUUGCCGGUCGAUGGUGCAGCUGUUACAGGGCGUUCACGCCACCAUUGGCCAUCGUUGUGUGAGGCACUAUUAGGUGUCGUUCCACCUAAUAGUGCCCUAAGAGGUUGUUACUUGAAGAUGGUAUGGCUAGCUGAGGAGUUCAGUCAGCUUCCAAAUGACCCCGACGAGGAAGUUGUGCAGAGGUUCGCACGCGCAUACAUCAUGAGGGCUAUUGGAUCUAUUUUUAGUGAUACAUCAGCUUCACGUGUGAACAUUAUGUUUUUAUCUCUGCUAGCCGACUUGGAUGAAGCCGGCAAUUAUAGCUGGGGUGGUGCAUGUUUGGCAUGGCUGUACAGACAGUUAUGUAAGGCGACAAAUCCUGAAGUUAUGCAAAUGGCAGGUCCAUUGUUCAUUCUCCAGAUAUGGGCAUGGGACCGUAUCACAGCAGUUUCGCCGACACUGUCCGUACGAGUACCACAUCAUGAUGCUCCACUAGGCAGCAGGUGGAGUAAUGCCAGGCAUAUAACGGAGGUCAUCACCCACGUACUCGUUGAGCUGCGUUAUCAGCUAGAUCGUUUAUUACCUGAGCAGGUAAUUUGGGAGCCAUACAAUGAUGCCCUUAUUGAGUCGUUACCCGAAGAUUGUCGGCAAGGACGACAAAUUUGGAGAGCUGUAGUGCCAUUAGUAUGCUUUCAUAUUAUAGAGUGGCAUCAGCCUGAUCGGGUCAUGCGCCAGUUUGGUAUGCAGCAGCAUAUUCCCGCUGAACCACAACAAUCUGCUGCACUCCAUGAUAUUGACCUGCGUAAGAGCGACACAAACUGGGCUGAGGUGCACUCCCACUGGAUUGCACGCUGGAACACCCGAGAUAGACGAAUAAUUACUGCCCCGCCAGCAACAGGGCCACUCCAUUUUCAUUCAGAGUAUAUGGAGUGGUACCGUAGGGUGUCCAGACGCUGGAUUUCAGUUAGGGGAGCGGCAUUGGGAUCAGGGGAGGAUGGUCUGGAGCAUAUGCAAGCUAUGGCGACAAAUCCGACCACGGGGAGCAUGGCAUCUAUUUGCGACCUCCUACAGUCUGUAUCAUUCUGUAUGAUGGAAGAGAGGCGACAAACACAGCUCCCAGCUCCACAUCCAGCACCUGCUCCACCACACAUCACUACUGACCCAGAUGACCCACCCAUUCCAGAUUCAGUUUCACGUGGAAGUCGGGGUAGAAACCGUGGUCAUGGCAGGGGUCGUAGAAGGGAUCAUCCAAAAAUAGUAGAACGUGAUAGUGAUGUGCAUCCAGUGCCUCCCCCGAUACAGUAUCACCAGUCCCAAGCUGAAUACGAACAUGCACCGAGUUCCUCUAAUGUGCCACCCAUGUCUUCUCAGAUACCUUCAAUGUAUUAUCCUUCCCAGAGUCAGUUCAUGGGAUGGACGCCUGGGUCGAAUACGAUGCCUUCAUUCACUCCCGGUGCGUAUGGUGUACCAUUUACGCCGAUAGGAUCUAUGUUCCCAGCAUUUCCACCAGAGCCUGCCCAUGAUACUUCUACCUCUAGGAUAUAA